ACCGAAGCAGUGUGGUUGCGCGAAGCGAAUGACGUCUCUGAAUUUGCGGGCCGCCGACGCAGGGCUGGGUUUCCAUUUUCACAGCGACUUUCGGGGGGGUUCAUCAACAUGGAGCCGGAGAUGGAAGACAAAACGGUGGAACUGAUGUGCUCUGUGCCUCGCUCUCUCUGGCUGGGCUGCUCCUCGGUGGCUGAGAGUUUGUGUGCACUCAGGUGCCUGCAGAGCAUCCCCUCCACCCGGGCUCACAACCAGACCACGUCAGGGAUGGAGUCACAGACCUUAGUGGACGACCUGUCGCCAAAGAAGACUACAAUGGUGAAGCUUACUAACGGUCCUGUAAUAGGGUCUCGCAAGCGUCCGUCAGAAGGGAACUAUGAGAAGGAGAAGGAACACUGCAUCGCCUUGUUCGACCAGUGGUCAGAGGCUGACCAAGUGGAGUUUGUCGAGCGGCUGAUAUCCCGUAUGUGCCACUACCAGCACGGCCACAUCAACUCCUACCUCAAACCCAUGCUGCAGAGGGAUUUCAUCACUGCAUUGCCAGCCCAAGGCUUGGAUCACAUUGCAGAGAACAUCCUGUCUUUUCUGGAUGCACGUUCGCUUUGCGCUGCAGAGCUGGUAUGUAAAGAGUGGCAGAGGGUAAUUUCUGAGGGCAUGCUGUGGAAGAAGCUCAUUGAGCGAAUGGUCCGGACCGACCCGCUUUGGAAAGGCCUGUCUGAAAGACACCAGUGGGAGAAAUAUUUGUUCAAGAACCGCACAUCAGAAAUCCCGCCCAACUCCUACUAUCACUCGCUUUAUCCUAAGAUCAUUCAAGACAUAGAGACAAUUGAGGCUAAUUGGCGAUGUGGCAGACACAACUUGCAAAGGAUUCAGUGUCGCUCAGAAAACAGUAAAGGUGUUUAUUGUCUCCAGUACGAUGAUGAGAAGAUCAUCAGUGGCCUUAGGGACAACUCCAUCAAGAUCUGGGAUAAACAAACACUGGAAUGUCUGAAGGUACUGACCGGCCACACAGGCUCAGUAUUGUGUCUCCAGUAUGAUGAGAGAGUCAUCGUCACUGGGUCUUCUGAUUCGACUGUCAGGGUUUGGGAAGUCACGACGGGUGAGGUACUGAACACGCUGAUCCAUCACAACGAGGCUGUUCUUCACCUGCGAUUCGCAAAUGGUCUCAUGGUCACCUGCUCCAAGGACCGCUCGAUUGCAGUGUGGGACAUGGCCUCGCCUACUGACAUCAGCCUGCGGCGCGUCCUUGUUGGACAUCGUGCUGCUGUCAAUGUCGUUGACUUCGAUGAUAAAUAUAUUGUGUCCGCCUCAGGGGACCGCACCAUUAAGGUGUGGAGCACCAGCACCUGUGAGUUUGUGCGCACUCUAAAUGGUCACAAGCGGGGGAUUGCCUGUUUACAGUAUAGAGAUCGUCUGGUAGUCAGCGGCUCAUCUGACAACACAAUCCGGUUAUGGGACAUCGAGUGCGGGGCAUGUUUGCGAGUGCUGGAAGGUCACGAGGAGUUGGUGCGCUGCAUUCGCUUCGACAACAAAAGGAUUGUCAGCGGAGCCUACGAUGGCAAAAUAAAAGUGUGGGACCUUCAGGCAGCACUUGACCCACGAGCCCCUGCUAGCACAUUAUGUCUGCGCACUCUAGUGGAGCACUCUGGCCGUGUUUUCCGCCUGCAGUUCGAUGAGUUUCAGAUCAUCAGCAGUUCUCACGACGACACCAUUCUGAUCUGGGAUUUUCUGAACGUUUCACCUAAUGGCCAGUCAGAGGGACGAUCUCCAUCCCGUACCUACACGUACAUUUCUAGAUAGCAGGUGGCGCAAUGCAUCUCACCCUUUAUAGGAGGAAAUCCAGGGCUGAUUGGCUGAUGGGUGCAUCUGUUGCGAAAAGGAGCGCAUCUUUUUUUCUUUUUUUUUUUUUCCUUCCUCCUUGUCAUCUCUCUGUCCAUCUCCCACUCAGCCCCGUUCUGACAGACUCUUAAGCUUGUGCUCAUUGCCUGCCAGUUCAGCAACCUACAUACAGCCCAACAUCAAUGAGGAUUCCCUACUGCAGAACCAACACAGCUCUCCCAAGAAGUUCAUCUUCUGCUACUAAUUUAUGUUUUGUAAAGUACACUAAUGACAGUAUUAACGUCAACCUGGCAUAAUGUCACAAGCUCCUGUUUUUUUUUUUUUUUUUUUUUUUUUUUCUUUUUUUUUUUUCUUUUUUGGUCCCCUUGAAGCAAACUUAAAGCGGCUUCUGCUCCUCAGAUUUUAACCCCUGCCAAAACCAGGUUUCCACAGAUACGGAAUUGCUUAUAGAUAUAUAUUUAUAUAUUACACUGACAAAUGCAGACACAGUGGCACAGUUGGACAGAAGAUGACUGGAGCUGUGAUACGGGAGACAGAGACUCUUUACUCGGCUCUUAAGCAAGAAGGGAAGGAUGGGAGAUGGAGGGACUGAAAGAGGGAGAAAUGUUGGAGAAGGUUUCCCUGCGCCUUCUCACAGAAUUAUGCUCCUCGUCUCUCUCUCUCUCUCUCUCUUUCUCUCUGCACCCCGCUCUCCCCGUACCCCACCACUUAGCCUCCCUUUCACAGCCCCUCCCACGAGGUGCACAUUCGUUUGGAAUAAGGGGGCACACACACACACACACACUCACACACACUCUGAACGAGUGUGUUUUUGUGUAUUUGGACUUGUGAAAAUGGCAGAACAGAGCAGAAGCGUCAGACAUGCAUGUGAGGUUGCCUUGGAUACAGCAUCCUGGUACACCUCUGCUUUUUUUUUUCCUCUUUAAUUCUUACUUUCUUACUGUUUUUUAUUACUGUUAUUUUCUAACUUCAUUUGAGUAUUUUGGUUCUUAGUACAAAGAAAAUCAUACUAAGCAUAGUCCUUUCUCCUGCCACUCUUUCCCUGCCCUUCUCGUCAUUCUUUCUACCUACACCCGCUCCCCACUGUGGUUUUCUGUCCUCCUCACGCCAUCUUUCUCUCUCCCAUCAUCCUAAGUGCUUGCUUUGGUAAUGAGAGAAGCUGGAAUUCAAGAACUCAAAAUUUAGCUGUAAACGGAGUUGUCUUGUCAAAAAUUGUGUUGUAUAUUAAAAUGAUUUUUUAAAGAAGAAAAUGACCUUAUUGUGAAUAAAGUACUUGACAGUG
Poeciliopsis prolifica (blackstripe livebearer) is the source of this 3118-nucleotide messenger RNA. RefSeq names its product F-box and WD repeat domain-containing 11-A. The transcript is spliced from 14 exons. Gene Ontology annotation, molecular function: protein dimerization activity. NCBI's taxonomy places the organism in Eukaryota, Metazoa, Chordata, Actinopteri, Cyprinodontiformes, Poeciliidae. The record is from RefSeq and is a predicted model, not a curated record. The coding region runs from base 109 to 1797 and encodes 562 amino acids.